This is a messenger RNA of Dendronephthya gigantea, 1209 nucleotides long. RefSeq lists its product as uncharacterized. The record is from RefSeq and is a predicted model, not a curated record. The coding region runs from base 78 to 1157 and encodes 359 amino acids. The transcript has 2 exons. Lineage: Eukaryota; Metazoa; Cnidaria; Anthozoa; Malacalcyonacea; Nephtheidae.
CGAAAGACUGGCCCGAGGACGACGUUUUAGCGCGAAAAACAAAUCAUUAAGCAAAAACAAACGGGGACGUGAACAAAAUGUCAUUUAGGGAAGUUCGUGAAAUUAUAGCCUACUCUUAUGCUGAUGAAAUUAUCUCAAACGAUGAAUUUGUGUUACUGUACGAUUAUUUUCACUCGAAAAAUCCAGAUUUCACCUACGAAGACACCCCCAAGUUCGAUUUCGACGAGUUGUUGGAGGCUGAAAGCAAGGCUAAUUUUCGUGUGGAAAAAAAAGAUUUACAUUCAUUAGCUAAUGCUCUGCAGAUUCCUCCCUCGUUUAAGAUGUACCAGCGAAGUAUUGCUGAUGGUAUGGAGGGCUUGUGUAUGCUGAUGAAGCGAUUCGCCUAUCCUUGCAGGUACGGGGAUAUGAUAACCUUAUUCGGAAGACCUGUUCCCGAAAUAUGCAUGAUUACAAAUCAUGUGUUAAACUACAUCUACGAAACUCAUCACCACCGCAUAACUGAAUGGAACAACGGCCUUCUGAGCCCUGACCUCUUAGAAGUUUAUGCAACAUCCAUUCAUCAAAAAGGUGCCCCGUUACAAAACUGUUUCGGGUUCAUUGAUGGAACAGUCCGUCCGAUCUGCAGGCCUAGACAAAACCAGAGGCUGGUUUAUAAUGGGCACAAGAAAGUACAUUCCCUGAAAUUUCAGUCUGUUGUUGUUCCAAAUGGUAUGAUUGCAAACCUUUAUGGACCUGUAGAGGGGAAAAGACAUGAUGCUGGUAUGUUGGCUGAGUCAGGACUGCUGCAGACCUUAGAGGCAGAAGCUUUCUCAACAAGGGGAGAUCCAAUGUGCUUGUAUGGGGAUCCAGCAUAUCCCUUAAGGGUGCACCUACAGGCACCAUUUCGACAAGGAAAUCUAACCAACCAAAUGCAGAUGUUCAACACCAACAUGAGCGCCACAAGAGUAUCUGUCGAAUGGUUGUUCGGUGACAUAAUAAAUUAUUUUAAAUUCCUAGAUUUUAAAAAAAAUCUAAAAAUUGGUUUGAGUAGCGUUGGUAAGAUGUAUGUUGUUUGUUCCCUUCUUCGAAAUGCAUUGACCUGCAUGUAUGGCAACCAAACAGCUGAGUACUUUGGCUUGGAACCACCUACUCUGGAGGAAUACUUUGCUGUGAAUUAAGAACCAUAAACAGAAGAGUUUAACAAACUUGUAUUUAUUACAUUUGAACUGC